Messenger RNA from Prorocentrum cordatum, 992 nucleotides. The record is from the annotation of a GenBank genome assembly. NCBI's taxonomy places the organism in Eukaryota, Dinophyceae, Prorocentrales, Prorocentraceae.
CCGCAUAUAGGCCCAGCCUGCAGCAAUACAGCGGGCCAAAGACAGCAAGAGGGUGCGAGAUUCUGACAGGCCGUCCGCGGCGGGGGCCGAUGAGAUUCCCGCGCGCGGCCGAGUUGGCGUGCUCGCGUCCCUCUUCUUCUUUGGCCCUGCCCCAGACAGGCUCACUCCUGGUUCUGAUUUGGAUCCGGCAGAUCUAGUGGAGAGGAGGUGCGGGAGAUGUUCGAUUUCAUCUUCAGCGUCCUGGUGGGCACCGCCCUGGGCGCCUACAACCGCAAUGCCAUGAAGCCCUGCCUCGAUGAGACCUUCGCUGCCGCUGUGAGGACCGUGAGGGAGAAGCUGGCCGGAGAGCACCAGGCGCACGGGGCAGGAGCGCACCACUCGCAGCCUCCCGACCACAAGGCGGCGAUCUCGUCUCAGGUGAGCGCGCUGGCCGGCAAGGGGGGCAACCUGAACUUGACCUGAGCCAGAGGCAGGGGCUGGAUCCCGUGCGAGGGGGAGGCUGGCGUCUGUGAAAGACGAGGCAAUCCUACGAUGACCCCGCGGCGGCGUGUGGGGCGCUACGACAGACGUGCCUGUGCCCCCAUGCUCUCCGCCAGAGCGGCGGCGAAUCGGCGACGCAGGCUCCUUUUCCGCUUCCCUUUAUCCUCGUCCCGGUUUCGUCUUACUGCAGCUCUCGCCUUCGCCGUGGUCUCUCCGCAUUGAGUCGAGCCGAUGCCGUGUGCAUAUUAGGAAUUCGGUGCGCUGGAUUUUUCGUGGGAGGCGAGUCCACUCUUUCGCGUGCUCACUGGAAGGCCAGUAGCGCAGAUCGUGGACUUUGCGCAGCCGCCCCCUUCUUCUCUCCUGGGCUCGACUCGCAGCAUCCGCAGCUCUGACCUCUUGGGGCACAUUUGCCAGUCGGCCCGCCAACUCGCGCCUGCAACUCACGAUAGGGCCAUCCUUGCCAUAAUGCGUGCCCCUCACUGGUCCUCGCAGCUCUGUGUAGCGUCUUUCCC